UAAUUGAUCCUCUUUGCCUUACAGUCAUUGUUUGUAAGACGUUGGGGAAGAAGAGCGCGAUACAAAUUUCAUAGCGCAAAUGUAAAACAUUCGCCAAUAGACAUUUAGAAGGUUUUCUAUAAUAUAUCAUGUCCAGCUGAUAUAUCCAGAUGCUGGGUAAGCGAGGAAGAUUCAGACGGAGUUACUCCCUGCUAUAUUGUAGCCAGUAAUAUUGUAAUCAGACUAGCAGUAAGGUUAUUGUAGCAACAUGAAGCCUCAGUCAAAAACUAACACAGGGAUCAAAAGGGAGACUUCAAUGUCAGCCCAAGCUCGCCCCUCGAAAACCGCUGGAGAGGGUGGGGUAUCGCUCUCUUUCCAGGACGAACUGGCGGCGACGAUCCACGGUGCGUUCGAAGUGGCUGUGGAAAUUGCCGUAUUAGAAGUCACUAAACUGGUAGGUCAAGCGCUCGGGGAUGUCCGCGAUCAGAUGCACGAAACCCUACGGGAAAACAAGUCUCUUAAACAACGCUUGCAAACAACCGAGCAAGAGUUGAAUGUUGCGCGUCAAUGUGUGGAAACAACGAGAGGUGUAAGUCCGCAGAGACAGUUGUCGACGAGUCCUCUCCACAACAACAACUUAGCAAAGACUCAAAAGCAGUCAAAGGACAACGAAUUAAAUAUAAAGUCCUCAUAUUCAUUGGACGAAUAUGGAUAUGAAAUUGUGGAGGCAGAGAUCAGUAGUGAACGACAGAAAGACCAUGGAUCUUUCAGUGAAAUCAGCGAGGAUGGUCGGGUGUGUUCCCAAGACUUACAUCCAGCUUCAAGAGGACAGUCUAUCCCUCAUCAUGACCUGCUUAAAGAAGUCAGGGAAGAGACCUCCAGUUUGUGUAUGGACCACAAGGCAAGUGUAGAAAGCAUCAGUCAUAGUGGCCUAGAAACAACAUUUGGAGAUAAUGACCCAUCACCACUUCACGUAGUGGCCCAGAGCCUUGAGAUGGAACAGGUCAGAGUGAAGGAGGAGAACGGUUCUGGCUCUGGUUCCAGCUCUGGUUCCAGUUUUGACUCGGUGGUAAAAGAAGACUUUGGUCCUGAUAGUCUGUCUCUGGUUCAGUCCAAGAUGUUAGAGGAGUGGAAACCAGACCCUUUGGACUUACAGUUCUCUGACUCUCUGCUUCCUGGAACCAGCCAUAGUCUGUCUCACCCUCAUAUGGGCAACACAGAGGUUCCACAACUGACUGCCCCAACAGCCAGUGCCCUUCCAGCCUUCUCCUCCCAGUUCCCCAACAACCUCUUCCAACCAGGGGAGGCAGCAGCUCCCAUCAUCCCUGCUGCCCCACCUCAGAUCUAUGGAGUCCAGAUCAGGACCAACCCUAAUCCCACCAUCCCCAACCCUAAUCCCACCAUCCCCAACCCUAAUCCCACCAUCCCCCACCCCAGCCACAUCUGCAAACUCUGUGGCCAGGGCUUCCACCAGCCCAGUGAGCUCCGUAGACACCACACCCAGACCCACCCCAAGCGUCAGGUCUUCCCCCCGGGCCAGAGCCCUUACCACUGCAGCGAGUGUGACCGGGAUUUCAACCGUCUGGAGAACCUGAAGACUCACCUGAGAAUCCACACUGGAGAGAGACCCUAUACCUGCUCGGUGUGCUCCAUGCGCUUUCGCCACUCGGGCGCGCUCACCAGGCAUUUCCGCAUACACACUGGGGAGAAGCCGUACGUCUGCGGUCAGUGUGGAAAGACAUUCCGGAACUGUGGUGGACUCCGGUUCCACCAGCGCUCCCAUAGUAGACAGGGACAGUGCUAGUGUAGCGAUUUUAAGGGGGGGGAACAGCUUUGUGGAUACAGCAGGGCAAGCUCAGUCACUACCUCCUUUGCCAUAAUGGUCCAGAACCCUUGGCACAGGCUGACGGUCUUUACCAAACCCUCCCAGAUUUCAAGAUUAAAACAUAUUAAACUUGGCCAGGCCUUAAAGGGGAAAUCUGCAGUCACCACAAAUGUUUCUUGUUUUAUCAAUUAAGGAUAUGUACCCAUUGAUUCUUGAAGAAUAUAACUUUUUGAACAUAGUUACAUUUUCGUACACCUCAAAAUAUAAUCUUGUUUUACUCCGAUGUUUGUAAACAAAGUUCAUGUAAACAAACAGUGAAUACCAUUGAAACAUGGUUAAACCUUUUAGUUUUGAUAUAAUGGACCAUCAGUCCUUGCAUCCAUAGCUCUAUGAAUUUGAGAGUGGUUACAUUUCUCCAGCUCCAUCCCUCAGCUCUUAAGGAAACAGUGGCGGGGAGUUCGCUUUGUUAUUGUUUUAACUGCUGAUUGCUGCUUUAACACCAACCGGGUCUGUCAUUUUUUUCCCCCUCUUGUUGUUUUCUACAAAUGUCUUAUACAAUGUGUGACUCAUUUUGUGACUAAAUUGCUCACUGUCAUGGCUCCCUAACCCCACUUCAUGGAAGAACCUCAUCGCAGUAAGGCAGCCACAGUGGUCCGGUAAUGAGUGUAUGGCUCUCCCUGCUGGGCUGGGGAACACACACACACACACACACACACAACGAUGUUAACUUACUUACGAUACACUACCUGAUAUAAUCCCAGUGUUUCUGUUAUAUGAAUGGGGUUGAAGAAACCCCCUGGACAGAUAUGCACUUACAGCCCCUCAUUGGGUGGUCACUUCACCACAUGCCCUGCUGAAAUAGAAAGACCUGAUUCGCUGUUGCUGGUGUAAAUAUUUCCAAUUGAAUUGCCAUGAUCUCAGUGGUUCCUGAUGAAAUACUGGUGUAUUGCCUUAGUUAAAAGCUAUCAACUUAAAAACACAAAGAGUAGUUCCUUAUCUCUAUCACAACUACCCUUCUCAGUUGUAAUGGCUCUUUUUGUGGCAUCGUCUCUCUAGAUAACCUCCCUGUAUGUCUUUUUGCAGUAUCUUUUCCAUGUUGCCUAAUUGGGAGUUCUCUUCUCCUAUUUGGUAGUGUCCCCAAUACCCGCGCCUCCAUCACUGCCGAUUGACACAUAUCCGUCACCGCCUGUCCCCUCCCUCCUCGUCCCAUUGGUCUUAUUAAAACCCUUCUCCUCCCUCUUCGUCCCAUUGGUCUUAUUAAAACCCUUCUCCUCCUUCCUCGUCCCAUUUGGUCUUAUUAAAAGUCCUCUCCUCCCUCCUCUGGAUCACUUUCGUCCACCUGAUCCCUCGUUCCAAAGACCUAAGGAUGGACUGGAGCGCUUACGAGGUAGACCCCCUGGAUGUACCUCCUCUCACCCCCACCAGUAAGGAGGUCCUGAGCCAGGCGAUAAGGGCCACUUUCGCUGGCUUCGCCCAGGAGAGCAGCCGUAUGCACUUCCCACAAGACCCUAAACUGUGGUCAGAUUGGGAGGUGAACCACUGGUUAGACUGGUGCCAGGCUGAGUUCGGCCUCCAAAGCCUGGGCUCGGAUUGGAGAGGGCUGCCUGGGAGUGAGCUCUGUACCCUGGACAGAGAGGCCUUCCUGGACCUGAGCUCUGACUACACAGCGGGAGAGAUCCUCUGGGAACAUCUGGAAACUAUGCGCAGAGAUUGUGAAUAUGAUCAUGGUUCUUCUCCAGUCCUUUGCACGUUGAAUUCUCUCUGCCAGUCGCAAACGAACCGAGACAGUUACGUGGACCAUGUGCAGCUCAUGGACAAGCAGAAUCACCAUGGUCAGUUCUCCCAUCUCCCAACAGAACCCCCACAGCUUCUGACCCUUGACACUGUGCGAUAUCAGGACUACCACCGGGUCAUACAGGAAGGACCAUACAGAAACCACCUGUCCUCUGUCCCUCUGCUCCGAGACCUUGACAGGACAGAUUGUGAUUCUGAGUUUGGGACCCUGCAUUAUGAGGACACGGACAUCACCGCUUCCCUGUCCUUGACUAGGCCAAUGCAGGAUUUAGACAAGGGUGUGGAAGAGUCCAUCUCUGAGGACCCCUUCAAUUUGCCACCCCUACACAGGAGCUUCAAAGAGGUUAUAGGGGACAAGACUGAUCUGGGUAGAGCUGUGGUUCCGGCAGGCAUUCUGUCUGCUUAUACUGGCAGCGGUCCCAUUCAGCUGUGGCAGUUUCUAUUGGAGCUCCUCAUUGACCGCAGCUGUCAAUCAUUCAUAAUUUGGACAGGGGAUGGAUGGGAGUUUAAACUGACAGAUCCUGAUGAGGUGGCCCAGCUAUGGGGCCGGAGGAAGAACAAGCCUAAGAUGAACUACGAGAAGCUGAGUCGAGGCCUGCGCUACUACUACGACAAGAACAUCAUCCACAAGAACGCUGGCAAGCGCUACGUCUACCGCUUCGUCUGUGACCUGCAAGGCCUGCUGGGAUACGAACCCUGGGAACUGCACGCCAUGUUGGAUAUCACGGCCAAAGACGGACAUGAGUGAAAGCGAGGAAUUGGCCGUUUCCUUUAUUCCUCGACCACUUCUAAAAACGCAUUGGAGGAGAAGGUCCGAGGGGAGGAACCGUAGAGAGGAAUGGGAGGAGCCUCAGAUCUUCUCCUUCAGUGAGUUUUGAGGAGGUUGAAGGAUCAAGGAAAUACUUUUGAGAUUCACCUUAUGGUGCAGACGGCGAAGGGUCAAGAGACAGAGACUGUGUUUACAAAAACUUAACCUCCUUAUCAUUUGGUCAUAUGGCAAUCAUUUCUUUGAUCAUGGUCAACUGAAUCAUGAUUGUGGGUAAGCUGUGGGGCUUGUAUGUUUAUAUGUAGUAUGUAUAUAUUCAAUAUAAUUAUUGAAUAUAUGAGAAGAGAAACAUUUUUGUUUAAAUUGUUGUUUAUACAGUGCCUUCAGGAAGUAUUCGUCCCCUUGACUUUUCCCACAUUUUGUUGGUUUACAAGGUGGGUUAAAAACAUUUUGGUCAAUGAUUUACACUAAAUUACUCUGUAAUGUCAAAGUAGAAGAAAUGUUCUAACAUUUGUACAAAAAAUAAUAUGAAAAAUAAAACCCAUAUCUUGAUUACUUAACUAUUCAACCCCUUAAGUUAGA
Molecule: messenger RNA, 4946 nt
Organism: Salvelinus namaycush (lake trout)
Lineage: Eukaryota; Metazoa; Chordata; Actinopteri; Salmoniformes; Salmonidae
Product: protein C-ets-1-like
Exons: 10
Coding region: 3171-4346 (391 amino acids)
Biological process (GO): regulation of transcription by RNA polymerase II; cell differentiation
Cellular component (GO): nucleus
Molecular function (GO): RNA polymerase II cis-regulatory region sequence-specific DNA binding; DNA-binding transcription factor activity, RNA polymerase II-specific
Source: RefSeq, a predicted model, not a curated record